AGCAUGGCCCCCGGCAGCGCCGCGGAGCCGGAGCGAGGGUGACCGCCCGCGGGGGACACCGUGCCGUGCCGCUGGCCUCGGAGGACUUUUACUAUAAUUGCCAUCAUUGUUAUUAUUAUUAUUAUUGGGGUUUUAAUUUUUUAAUUCUUUCGCGGGGCAGCGGUUUUUUUCCUCCUCCUUCGGCGCGGUGGAAAACACACGUUUUAGACCAAAAUCCCAAACCAGCCCAUCCAUCCUCUUUGCUUUGCGCUUCGCAGCAACUUGGAGCCCGUUAAUUGCACUUGGCGAUGGAUGAGUUCCACCCCUUCAUCGAGGCGCUGCUCCCCCACGUCAGGGCCUUUGCCUACACCUGGUUCAACCUGCAGGCCCGCAAGCGCAAAUACUUCAAGAAGCAUGAGAAGAGGAUGACGAAGGAUGAGGAGAGGGCGGUGAAGGACGAGCUGCUGAGCGAGAAGCCGGAGGUGAAGCAGAAAUGGGCCUCGCGCCUCCUGGCCAAGCUGCGCAAGGACAUCCGGCCCGAGUGCCGCGAGGACUUCGUGCUCUCCAUCACGGGCAAGAAGCCCUCAUGCUGCGUCCUCUCCAACCCCGACCAGAAGGGCAAGAUGCGCCGCAUCGACUGCCUGCGGCAGGCGGACAAGGUGUGGCGGCUGGACCUGGUCAUGGUCAUCCUCUUCAAAGGGAUCCCGCUGGAGAGCACCGGCGGCGAGCGCCUGGUCAAGUCGGGCCAGUGCACCAACCCCAUCCUCUGCGUCCAGCCCCACCACAUCAGCGUCUCCGUCAAGGAGCUCGACCUCUACCUGGCCUACUUCGUCCGUGAGAGAGAUGCAGAGCAGAGCAGCAGCCCCCGGACAGGCAUUGGCUCGGACCAGGAGGACAGCAAACCCAUCACGCUGGAUUCAACAGACUUCCAGGAAAGCUUCGUCACCUCGGGGGUGUUCAGUGUCACCGAGCUCAUCCAGGUGUCCCGAACGCCGGUGGUGACGGGCACAGGGCCAAACUUCUCCCUGGGGGAGCUGCAGGGCCACCUGGCCUAUGACCUGAACCCCUCCAGCACCGGCAUGAGGAGGACACUGCCCAGCACCUCCUCCAGCGGGAGCAAACGGCACAAGUCGGGGUCCAUGGAGGAUGACAUUGACACCAGCCCUGGGGGCGAGUACUACACCUCCUCCAACUCCCCCACCAGCAGCAGCCGCAACUGGACAGAAGACAUGGAAGGGGGCAUCUCCCCCACUGUGAAGAAGACAGAGAUGGACAAGUCCCCCUUCAACAGCCCAUCACCCCAGGACUCCUCACCCCGGCUGAGCAGCUUCACACAGCACCACCGUCCCGUCAUUGCUGUGCACAGUGGUAUCGCCCGAAGCCCGCACCCAUCGUCUGCGCUGCAUUUCCCCACCACCUCCAUCCUUCCCCAGACGGCCUCCACCUACUUCCCGCACACGGCCAUCCGGUACCCGCCUCAUCUCAACCCGCAGGACCCGCUCAAAGAUCUCGUCUCGCUGGCCUGCGACCCGUCCAACCAGCAGCCCGGACCGUUAAAUGGAAGUGGUCAAAUGAAAGUGCCCAGCCACUACCUGCCCACGCAGAUGCUGGCGCCGCCACCUCCCCCCGGCAUGCCCCGCUUGGCCGUCUCUCCUGACACCAAAUCCACCACGACAACUUCCGAGGGAGGGACGACCUCGCCGACAUCACCCACCUACUCUGCACCAGGCACGCCCCCUGCGAACCGUUCCUUCGUGGGAUUAGGACCAAGGGAUCCUGGGAGUAUCUAUCAGGCACAGUCCUGGUACCUGGGAUAACCGCCGCCGUGCCGCCCCUUCGCCUCCCUUCUCCUCUGCUUUAGGCACCCCCAGAGGAACAUCCCCGUCCCCGAGCACCAGGCCCAGCCUUGCGGUGACGACGGAGAGCGCGGCCUCACGACGACGACGACGACGACAAGCAAAACCCACACCCGAAGGAAAGAGCAAGGGAAAGGAAGAAGGAAAAGGGUCAAACUGUUUUAAAAUGGGGAAAAAAAAAAAAACAAAACCCACAAACAAAAAACAAACAAACCAACAACCCAUCCCAGGAGGACCUUUCUCCCCACCCCGGCGAUUCGCCAGAAAACAAAGAAACAUGAAAAACAGAAAAAAAAAAAAGAAAGAAAAAACACUAUUAUUUACCCCGUGGGCCAGCGCCGCGCUGAGACCUGACACGAGCGGUGCCAGCAAUGCCUCCCGGCCCCGCCGGCCGCUCGCCGAAUAUGCAAACGGCUUUGACUCUCGUUCUUGCCUCUAUGUGAGUAAAAAAGAUCAAAACCUCCCCCGCCGACCUCCCCGGCCCCAGACUGUCGGGGGCUCCCGGGGCUGGGCCGGGGACCCCCUCCCGCUGCCGCAGCCCCGCGGAGUGGGUGCGCUCCCGGUCGGGCGGGUGGCGCUCGGUGCUGUGCGAGCGCCCCGGGGACGGUGACAUCGCGCUGCGGUGACAUCGCGCUGCGGUGACACGGUGACGGUUGUGCGGUGGCACAGCGGAUCGAGCGGGUGGCACAGGAGGAGGGGCCUUGUGACCACAGAGGGUGCAUGGGCACGGCCAGGAUGGUCGCGGCGGCGGUGUCACCUCGGUUCCCGCUCGGACACGGUGUCGGGACGCUCCCACCACGGCCCCACGCGUCACAGCGGCGGUGGCACCCCGGUUCCAUCGGGGACGCGGCACGGGGACUGUCGCAGCCCGGCGGCCACCGUCGUGCCAAGGCACCGGUCACCGUCUCUCUGGUCGCCUUCCUCCCCAAGCCUGCACCGGCCCGGGCCCCGUGUGUCCCCAGCCGUGUCCCUGUGUCCCCAGCCGUGUCCCCGCGCCCGGGGGGGUUCCGCGGGGCUGGGGGAGGGGGGCCGUGCGUCCGUGUGUUUGAGCUAUGCAUUCCUGUGGACAGGUACCGGGGGGAGGCAGGGUGCGCUCGUGUUGCACAUUUUGUAGGAAAUGCACUUUUAAGAGGGAAUCAUCAAAAAAAAAAAAAAAAAGAGGAAAAAGAAGAAGAGAAAAGAAAACAAAAUCACAAAAAAAGGGGAAGAGGAAGAGGAGGAGGAGGUGGAGUCCCCAGCACCGGCUUGCCGGGACGGCUGGUUUGGGGUUUUUGGGUUUGGUGGUUUUGUUUUUUUGGGUUUGGUUUUUUGGUUUUUUGGGUUUGGUUUUUUUUUUUUUUUUUGGAUACAAAAGGAUGGAACAAAGAAGCCCGAGCGACGGCGAGGGCAGAGCCAGCCCCCCGGAGCCCCUCGGAGUCCCCCGGAGCCCCCGGCCCCGCGUCAAGUGCCUGAACUGCGGCGGGGAGGGGUCCCGGAGGAGCCCCCGGCCGGGGCAGCGCGGGAGGGAGCGCUCGGCCGCCCCCGUCCCGUGCGGUGACAGCGUGGCCGGGAAGGGGACGCAGGGACGUGGCAGUGCCUUAGAGCAGAGGGACCCCCGCGACGGCCGAGGCGAGGAGGAGGAAGAGGACGAAGGUGCCCGUUGUCCCCAGCGAGAUGAGGAGACUGAUCCCCAAAGGAUCUCCGGCCCAGGGAACACCCGAAGGUGAUGGAGAGAAGCCACCGCGGAGGUCCAGGAGCUCCAGGGGGUGUCACCGAGGCCGCCGUCGCCACCCGGCUGGCCCCGUGCCCUGGCACCCAGAGCUGCCCCGAGGACCAGCGGCAUCGCAUCCCCACCCAGUGCCCCCCGCUUCUCCCCCGCUUCCCCCCGCUUCCCACCCCCCGGGACGGCACAACGAGACACCGGGGAAAGGGCUGACGCAGGAAAUCCCGGGAGACAGAAAAAUAAUAAAAAAAGGACAAGAAAAGGAGAAAACCAACAAAAAAAAAAAAAAAAAAAAAAAAAAAGAAGAAAAAAGAAAAGAAAAAACAACAAAAAAAGCGCUUGGCGGAGAGGGAAACCUGUUUUUUUUAAAGAUCUGAGAAAAGAAACACAUAAAAAAAGACAAAAAGACAAAAAAAAAAAAAAGACAAAUAAACUGCAUGGUGCUUUAACAGGAUCUGGUGACCUGGCUCAACCCAGCCGCGGCUGGCUGAUGCUGUGCAUGGCAGACUCUUAUUAACCGGCUCUACCUUCCCCUUCAGCAAAAGAGAAAAAAAAAAAGAGGAAAAAAAAAAAAAAAAAUCUGUAUAAAAGAAAAAAACAGCCGUAAAAAAAAACACACAAGAAAAAAAAUCCAUGUUUUCCUAAUUUGCACGAAAUUUUAUACCACAUGAUGUGCCUUGCCUUCGAAGCCUAAGUAUUACUGGACCCGAUAUCAGUGCGAGGGAGUCGCUGCAUGCCCGGGGCUCCCGGGGGGCCGGGGGGGCCGGGGGCCGCUGCCCCCCCCUCGCCUCCUGCAUGGCUUCUUCUCGGCCGGAAAAGUCCCUUUUUCUCUCUAUUCUUCUUCUUUUUUAACAGAUUUUCCCCCUCAGAAACGUCUUCCAGUUGGUAAUACCGAUGCAUCCUCUGCGCCAACACACCGGAAUAUGCAAUAGCUGUGGGGGGGGCCGGCCGGGGGGGCGGCCGCCCCUUUGCUUUGCCUCUCUUUUCUUUGUUUUCCUUCCCUUUUGGGGGGUUUUGAUUUGUUUUUUUCUGCUUCCAGCAACCAAAGGCAGCGAGGCGGGAGGCGGCAGGGACCCCCUCGGGGGGGCCGCGGUGUCCGGGCGGGGCAGGGCCGAGCGAGGCGCGCCGGGCUCCGUGCGGGACGGAGGAGCGGGGAUGGACCCGCGGGGCUGCCCCGGGCCGGGCACAGCUCCCCCCGCUCCCCCUUAGGGCACCCCCGGUUUUUCGUUGGUUUUCAGCGGGGCGCAGGGCCAGGAGGGCUGAGCCCGGCUGCUCUCGUACAGGAAUGGAACCGUGUGAAUGUAGCUGUGCCCCCCGGGCUGGGGACAGGGGCUCGCAGCCUCCCCCCGCCUCCCCCCAGCCGUUCAUCCCCGGGGUGCGGCGGGCAGCGGCAGGAGGGGCCUUCUUGCCGCCUCUCCCUGCUGUGCCCGCUGCCGAGCAGGGGCCCCCCAGCCCCGAAAAACCCUGAAUUUGCCUUAAAACCCCAGCGUUCCGCCGGCUGGAGACCCCCGAGCUCCCUGGGGCUGAGAACUGACGCGGGUUGUGACACCGGUGGGCGGGUGGCACCGGCAUCGCUGCUGCUCGGGCAUGAAGAAACGUCGUCGUCAACAGUUUUUAAUUUUUGUUUGUUUGUUCGGUUUGGUUUUAUUAAUUUUUUUCUUUUAUUUUUUUUUUUUUUUUUUUUUGGUGUCCAAAAGUAUUAGAAGGGGGUGACGGGGUGGUCGCGUCCGCCGGGUUUCGCCCACAGUUGAGGCUGGUUUGAGGGUCCCAGAACCUUGGGGGGAGCCUUGGGAGACGCUUCUUUAUGCAAGGUGCAGUAUUGAUUUCUGCAAGGACAAUGCAA
This is a messenger RNA of Camarhynchus parvulus, 5380 nucleotides long. RefSeq names its product nuclear factor I C (gene NFIC). The transcript has 11 exons. The record is from RefSeq and is a predicted model, not a curated record. Gene Ontology annotation, molecular function: DNA-binding transcription factor activity, RNA polymerase II-specific; RNA polymerase II cis-regulatory region sequence-specific DNA binding. NCBI's taxonomy places the organism in Eukaryota, Metazoa, Chordata, Aves, Passeriformes, Thraupidae. Gene Ontology annotation, biological process: regulation of transcription by RNA polymerase II. The coding region runs from base 288 to 1796 and encodes 502 amino acids. Gene Ontology annotation, cellular component: nucleus.